Molecule: messenger RNA, 987 nt
Organism: Caenorhabditis elegans
Lineage: Eukaryota; Metazoa; Nematoda; Chromadorea; Rhabditida; Rhabditidae
Gene: sru-36
Product: Serpentine Receptor, class U
Exons: 6
Coding region: 1-987 (328 amino acids)
Source: RefSeq, marked reviewed
AUGGAGGAAUCAAUUCACGGAAUGCAAGAAUAUCAAAGCUUUCAAUAUAAAUUCACAUUUUCCACGACUCAAGCAGUGUUCCAGCUGACCUACAUGACACCUACUAUUGUAGUCAUGCUGAAAAUCUUCAUGUCAUUCCGUGGGCCAAGCCAUUGGAAUAGUGCUCACACAAUGAAUCAUCAUAUUUAUGUUAUUAUUAUGCUAUAUUUUUUAUUUAACACUUUAUUCUUUCUGUCAGAUUUUCUACGAUUCUCAUUGCCCGCCACUGGGAUUCUGACUUCCUGGUCUGCCAGCAUUCAACCCAAUCAUUUUUUGAAUCUAAUUUUCUUUUUUACUUUUUAUUUCAAUUACUGUAUUCUAAUUCUUCCACUUCUACUAUGUUUGAUCAGAUUGAUUAUUCUAAUUUAUCCGAAAGAUCACCCCAUGAUUUGCUCCAAAAUAAUGAUAAUUUCACUUCCACUGUUAUUUCUCAUUCCACUUUGCUGUACUUCAUUCAUGAUUCCUGCUCUCGGAUACUGUAGACAAAUGGGUUCUCCUUUGAAUUACGGCGCUACGUAUAUAUACUAUUCUGGCGGAUGGGAUGGAUGGCGAAACUCCUACAUUCAUCUGGUUAUGUCUAUUGUAAUGUGUUCAUUGACAAUUUUGUGCUCCGUGGUUAUGUUGUUUAAAUUGAGACAAUCUGUGUUCAGCAAUUCGUCAGCAAGAACAAAAGAACAAUCAAAACGAGCAGAAUCGUCAUUAUCAUUCACUAUGAUUUCGUUUAUUAUUCCAUUUAUAAAUAAUACAAUGCUGACGAUAGUGUAUCUCACUUUUCCUGGAUGGGUGUAUCAUAUGAUGAUAUUUCGUCCAUUUGGAAAUGAUUGUGAGACCGUGAUGAUGCCGUGGAUUCUUUAUAUGACCCAUCCCAUGUUUCGUCGAAAACGAACAAUAAGCCAGUCUACGGCAGUAACGACUAUACCGAGAAUGAAUUCGCCAAUAAUGCAUUAA